UUCGAUGGCAGGACGAGGGCGCUGAUUCCUUCGGGAAUGCGUCAAGACUCGAGCACGAGCACGAAAAGAGUGCAGCGGAUGAUGCCGACGCGCGAGCUGGAGCUGGGCCCGAAUAAUGGCAAUUCGCCCUCUCCAUGCACAUCUCGUGGACUUGCAGCUGUGACCGGGAGCUCGGUGACAGCUCUUUGACCCGCGCAGUGCGGGAUCGCUGUUCGUCGGGAUGCCGCUUGAAGCUCUUAGAAGAUCAAUUGUCGAGGAAGUCUUCAGUUUACGAAAUGUGUAGCAAAUUUUAGCGGUUUUGUUCAUGAGCGGAGUCACUUGAAUUUUGCUACACAUUUUGUGAGGCCAUCCAUCAUUUGAAGGGAGAUUCUCGCAAGAUGGUGAAACGGAUGGGUGUGCGGCAAGUGCCGUGGCAGAGUUGGGCGCAUUGGCAGUUCGUAGCCGACGGAAUCUUUUCAGACAGUAACGAUCGGAUAGUCGCCGCGCAAAAUCGAAUCAAAGCCUGGCAGAGCAGGGGUAACGUGCCGAUUUCAGUGGAAACCACUGCUGCUCUAACGAGCAUUCAACAACGUGAUCCUCGUUUUAAUCAUGAUCUGCCUCUCGGAGGCGGUCUUCCUGAUGAUAUGCUUCAGAUGAUGUAUGCAAUGGCGGUUCAAAGGCUUGUCAAUGGAGUGGUUGAUGUGUCUUCAAGGCGCAAUAUAAGCUCAGUUGCGACAAGAGCGGAUUCAGCCGGCCUGCCCCGCCUACUGGUCGACAUCCGUCAUGAAACGGCACAUAAUGAACUUCCCGGAUUGCCUCUUCUGCAGUCAGCAAGCAAGCAGGCACUAGAAUGGUUGAAGGUGCACUACUGGGACCAGCAGAGGCAAUUGUUGGGAACCGCCCGUGAGCAGAUUAAGAAGAAGCUCUUGGCACAUUGUCAACUCGUCGUCGACAUUUUGACACCAAUCUCUCGACCAGAUGAGGAGGGAUCGGAUGAUGAGGGAGAUGAGAAUGCCAAACAACGGAUGGUGAAAGUGAUGAGAGCCAUGCGGAACAUUCAUAAACACAAUCUGGUUGUCAUGAAGCAGGAGCGAGGAAAAAUGUUUGAAGAGCUUAUGGACCUUUGUCUUAGUUCCCUCUCGGAUCUUGUCUCAAUACUGGUAGAUGACGGACUGCUGGAACAAGAAGUGUUGCCUGGCCAAGAAGAUGAUACUCGAGCGGAGAGUGACGGUGAUUUUACCACAGGUUCGUUUGAUUUGGCGGCUGCUACUUACACCGCAUGGCGAUACACCAUCUGCAAACUCUCAAGUGGACUCCCUCGAUUACCAGCAAUGCUCUUAGUCGCUAUCGUAAAACGAAUUGGAACUAGUCGGCCGAUUUCUGGACCGUCGCCAGAUUCUUUGGGGGAAGGCGCUGGAGCAAUCUCAGUAACAGCGGCACCAGCCGACAGCCCCAAAGAGAAUGUCGGAGUCCCACAUAACGCUUCAGGAUUGAAUCGACUAACAGCAUGGUGUGCUUGGCUUCUGGGAACUGAAGGAUCCGAAGCUUCUAACGAGUCAAUUUCGCAGGAAGCAGUGAGGUCGAGGACUCUGGGUAUAAAUAGGCAGCUGAGUGUGAAGGCAGAUUUGAACGAAGACCUCUGUCGUGAGCUACUGCGAUCUUCUCUGUACUUGUCAACCGAGAGGGGUCCGCAGGUUGAAUUGGUUUCGUUGAUCGCAUUGAAAGUCGGCAGCAAGAAAUUGCAACAGCAGGCACUUAUGCUCGCCCAUUUCGGUUCGACCAUGCGAAGAGUUUCUGAUGUCAGCCACGAAAAUAAUGAUGACAUGGAGACUGACUCAGUGCUCGCCUCCGGGGUUGCAUCCAAGCCAGCAGCUUCUGCAGGUCUGCCUGCAGGAGGAGAAACACCAGGUCCAGAUCAGUCUGAGCAACGAGAGCGGGCUACAACCGCAAGCCAUCUCGAUGCUUCGAACUACGAAGCGGUGAAGAGGCAGCAGCAAGAGUUUUUUACCAAAAUUGUAUUAGAAAGGAAAGCCGGGAGGAGGUUAAGCCUACCCUCUGAAGAUGAAGAAGAGAAUGAAGAGUCCAGGUCUCCUAUGGACGGAGAUGGACGUAAGUCAUUUAAGCCAAGCAUUGUGGCCCAGGCUGGAGGUCGCCUGGGAAGGAAGUGGACUGUAGCUGAAAAUUGGAGACCGUGUGCUCUUGGUAUGAUUCCUUCUCCUUACAAUAUUAUCGGGGUAUUGCCUUCACUUGAAUUCCGGUUACCAGAGGCAGACACUACCAUGUCGGUGGGACACGCAAAAAUGCCGGAUUUCUCUAGUAAGCAGCUGUGGGAAGUUCCUGUGGAGGAUACGGCUGAGGACAGAGUAGCUGAUUGUGAUACAAAGGCUUCUCUGCUAACCAGCGUGAUGAAGAGGAAAAGCGACGGCGAGCCGAGCUCACUGAUGGCGGAAAAGCGUGCAAAGAAAGCUGAUCGCCAUGUACAGUUCAGUGGGGUGGAUGAUGAGAAAAGGACGUGUAUACAGUCAUCACCCAUGAAGCGGAUUCGGGCGAGUGCGACACAGGGUUUUAGGGCAGAGCAUUUGCCGAGAGGAUCUCUGUUGCAAGGCUGUUUGCGUCAGCACGGGCAGUUGAUGCACUUUUCUCCCCAACAGUUAGAAUCACUGAAAGCCGCGGUCCAUGUCCUUUAAUGCGGCCCUUAUCUUGUAAUUUAUCCAUGAGCUGGAGAGAAAUUUUGUUGGUACAUCUCUACAAGUAGAACAUCUGAGAUAAACCUCAUACUUGGGCCUUUGCGUUGUGCGAAGCAGCUGAGAAGUAGAGAGACUGGACGUACGAAGAAAUAGGUUUAGUUUAAAAGGUGGGCUUUAGCUUUAGCCCGGUCUUCAAUUUUCACAAUCAUUGUCGGGUUGACACGGACUAUCAAAGGUUCUGUAUAAGAGAUAUCCUGGACCAAUGUGCAGAAAACAUGCCAUUUUGAAGCUUUGUGCUGAUUUGG
Molecule: messenger RNA, 2971 nt
Organism: Marchantia polymorpha subsp. ruderalis
Lineage: Eukaryota; Viridiplantae; Streptophyta; Marchantiopsida; Marchantiales; Marchantiaceae
Source: the annotation of a GenBank genome assembly